Molecule: messenger RNA, 2109 nt
Organism: Peronospora belbahrii
Lineage: Eukaryota; Oomycota; Peronosporomycetes; Peronosporales; Peronosporaceae
Source: the annotation of a GenBank genome assembly
AUGGCGACUGAUAAGCAAAAGACGGCACUGACCGUAGCCGCAUGUGCCACAGCGUUCGUGGGUCUCGCUAUAUGGGCGCAUAAACAGCGGACGCGUCUGUUGCGUAAACAGCUGACUCACUUGCGUUUUGAUCUAAGCGUAGCAGAGAUCGAAGCUGAGACGGCGCGGAUCCUGGCGCAGAUGAAGCGCGUGGACGAUGAGAUUGCAGCCCUUGCACCCUCCGCCAUGACGUUUGAAAACACUGUACAAAAGCUCAUUGACUUGGACCACGAGAUGAUAAGCCGCGUAACGAACGUGACGUUCCUGGGACAAGUGGCAGUCGACAAGGAGACGCGCGACGCCUGUACUAAGGCAGACGAGGCCAUUGAAGACUUUUCUGUGCAGCGGAGCAUGCGUGCAGACGUUUACAAGUCUGUUCAUAUGCUCUAUGAGGGCUCUAUCUAUCAUAAACUAGACCCAGUGACGCAGCGCUACGUGCAGCGUCUGGUGCAGGAUUUUGAGCGUAACGGACUGCAACUACCAUAUGAUAAGCAAAAAGAGGUGCAGGCUUGGAAGCAGAAGUUAUCCAAGCUUGGCAUUCAGUUCCAGCAGAAUCUCUCGGAGGAGACGAUUGAAGUACAGUUUGCGCAGGACGAGCUAAAAGGGCUUAGUGAAGACUUUAUCGCUGCGCUUGAGAAGGACAGCAGUGACAAGUACAAAGUUGCCCUCUCGUACCCGACGGUAUUUCCAAUUCUUAACACAUGCACUGUGGAAUCGACUCGCAAGGCUGUGGAGUAUGCCUUCAAUCGCCGCUGCAUCUCCACGAAUGUCGCCAUUCUCGAAGAGAUGCUGGAGAUCCGACACAAAGUGGCACUGGCACUGGGAUACAAAAACCAUGCUGCGUACAUUCUCGAGCAAAGGAUGGCAGGAUCGCCGGCAAACGUCAAGAAGUUCUUAGAUGACCUAAACAACAAGCUAGUGCCGCUUGCCAAUAAAGAUCUUAAUGAUUUACUAAAGCUGAAGGAAGCCGACUGUGCGCGGAAUGGAAGCAAGUUUGAUGGCAAGAUUAAUAUGUGGGACUUCCGCUUCUACAUGGACCAGUUUGUCAAGAAGCACUGCUCCAUUGACUCUGAAAAGCUGCGUGAAUAUUUUCCGCUAUCGCACGUGACGGAUGAACUACUGUCCAUGUACCAGGAGCUGUUGAGUCUGAAGUUUGUAGAGAUUUCUCAGCCUCACGUGUGGCACAGGGAUGUUCGCAUGUUUGCGGUCUACGAUUCCCGCCCGGGGAAGAUCGGCAACCUUGUUGGUCACUUCUACCUGGACUUAUUCCCCCGCGCAGGCAAGUAUGGCCAUGCAGCCUGCUUCACGCUUCAACAGAGCUGCGUCAAUUCUUCUGGUGUUCGUGAGUACCCUGCUGCCGCCAUGGUUGCUAACUUCAAUGCCCCAACAACAUCAAAGCCGUCGCUCCUGGGACACCAAGAGGUUGUGACCUACUUCCACGAAUUUGGCCACGUCAUGCAUUGCUUGUGCUCAGAAGUGAACAUUCCUCGCUUCGCUGGCACGCGUGUAGAGCGUGACUUCGUGGAAGCUCCGAGUCAGAUGCUUGAGAAUUGGUGUUGGGAAAAGGAGCCGUUGCAGCGUCUAUCGUCGCAUUACGAAACUGGCGAGAAACUUUCGGACGAGCUGAUUGCUCGCCUGAUCUCGACGAAAAAUGUGCACGCAGGACUGCUGAACAAGCGUCAAUUGUUCUUUGCCAUCUUUGACCAAACCAUUCAUUCCAAGCCCAAGACAAACACGACGCAGCUUGUGAACCAGCUCCAGCGUGAAAUUCUGCUGAUUGAUGUAACACCUGAUACAAACUUUGCCGGAUCAUUUGGUCACUUAGCUGGUGGCUAUGAUGCCCAAUACUAUGGCUACAUGUGGAGUGAAGUGUUUUCGAUGGACAUGUUUGUAUCUCGAUUCAAGAAAGAAGGCCUUAUGAAUUCAAAGACAGGAUUAGCCUAUCGUGAGCUUAUUUUAGCUCGUGGUGGUUCUGUGGAUGCAAGUAAUAUGCUCGACGACUUUUUAGGUCGUAAACCUAAUCAGGAUGCUUUUUUACUUAGUAAAGGGCUGAAGGUCGAAACCGCUUAA